Orbicella faveolata is the source of this 3122-nucleotide messenger RNA. RefSeq lists its product as uncharacterized. Lineage: Eukaryota; Metazoa; Cnidaria; Anthozoa; Scleractinia; Merulinidae. The record is from RefSeq and is a predicted model, not a curated record.
ACUGCAACACAAUCAUUGACAAUCCCCAAAGCUGCUCUUAGGGUUAAACUCCCCAAAGUUUUUGAGGGCCUGGGCAAGCUAAAGGGCUAUCAACUAAAGUUACACCAGGAUGACAGUAUCGCACCUGUGUCACAACCCCUUCGCCAAAUACCAUUUAGCAGGAGGCAGAAAGUGACCACAAAGUUGAAGCAAUUAGAAGAACUGGAUGUCAUUGAAAAAGUCAAUGGUCCCACCAGCUGGAACAAUUCACUUGUUGCCGUAGAGAAGCCCAACGGAGACAUUCGCAUUUGUUUCGACAUGAGACAGGUGAAUCGUGCGAUCCUCAGGGAGAAACACCCAGUUCCUGAAGUCAUAUGUUAAUGAGGAAAAAUGUAAACAAUGAUGUUACAAAAGAUUUGCCCAUUUAAAAAGGGAGGCACUAGCCGUCCGGUGGGCCUGUCAAAAAUUCGACCUCUACUUGUAUGGAAUGGAGUUUUAGCUCUGCACAGACCACAAACCAUUGGUAACUGUCUUCGGGGAAAGAGAACUCUACGGACGCUCUAAGCCGGUUCCCAGUAGGUCCAGCUCAGGACCAUGAUGCCUGUGAGAGCACAGAAUAUGCCUGCAGCAUAGCUAGUGAAGCCGUACCAGCAGCACUCACACCCCAACAAGUUGAGCAAGCAUCUGCAAAAGAUCCCACAUUACAGUUGGUUUGUCAAGCUGUUGCCUCAGGAAACUGGAGUCGCUUAUCGGGCACACUGUACGAAAGCUUUGGCAGAAGAACAAGGGGUCCUUGGCCAGCUUCUCCCCAGGGGUAACCAUAUUAUCAUGCCAGAAAGCCUCUGGAAGCAUACUAUUGCACUCACACAUGAGGGCCACCAGGGUAUGACACACACAAAGGCUUACCUUAGAGAAAAGGUAUGGUGGCCCAACUUGGACAAGCAGGUUGAACAGUCUGUAAAAACCUGCCACCCUUGCCAGCUAGUCGGCCCUAGAAGCAAGACUGAACCUAUCAGGUCAACAACAUUACCCAAAGUUCCAUGGGGUGACAUCGCCAUUGACCUAUUGGAGAUUCCCCGUGGAAACCACCUGCUUGUAGUAGUAGACAACUACUCAUGCUGGCCCAAAGUUAUCUUGUUAAAAAAGACAGACGCUUCACUCGUCACAAGAACAAUGGAGGGUAUCUAUCAAACACAUGGCAAACCCGAGAGUGUCUGCAGUGACAAUGGCCUGCCAUUCCCUCUGCAGAAUUUGAAGGCUUUCUAGAUUACCUAGGAAUAGCUCACCUAAAAGGAAUCCCCUACUGGCCUCAGAGUAAUGGUGAAGUCCAGCCCUGUAACGAGACUUUACUAAAGAUAAUAAGGAUCACCACCUUAGAAAGUAGAGGGGCAAAAUUUUCUCUUCCAGUACCGAACUGCACGUCACACAGUGUCUGGAUUGUUCCCAGCCAAGUUCUUGAUGGGUCGACGCCUUAAUGAUAAACUCCCAAGAGUUACCAUUCCAAGUGAGAGAAUCACCAAGGCUCACUGGCAGCAGCUUCUUCGCGAAAGAGAUGCGUGGGGAAAACUUCGACAGAAAGAGUAUGCAGACAGCAAGCGGUUGGCACAAUACAGUGAUAUUGGAGGAGAUCACAUCUUGCUCAACAAGAGCCGUGACAGCAAACUGUCUCCCAACUUCAAACCACUACCAUACAAAGUGGUGGAAAAGAAGGGCAAUGCUGUCCUAAUACAAGAUCAGGAAGGAAACACCAAGCUGCAUGACGCGAGUCACAUGAAGAAGUUUAUCCAGCUGGACCCUUCCACUGAAGCCACUGAAGCUCACAGAGGAGACAAGGCAGAGGACAUGCCCACUGGAAGACAGUUGGAAACAACUGCUUUGACCCCACCAACCAAUAUUGAUAAGCAGCCUACCCUACCUUCUGAAUCCAGUGCAAGUCCCCUUCCUUCAAGGCUCGCUCGUGUUAGGCACCCUCCAGCAUGGAUGAGUGUCUUUGUAUCCCUUUGUGCUUAAACUCCAAAACAUCCAAUGCAAAUCUAUGUAGAUGACUCUAUGCAAAUUUAUUUGUUUGUAGUUUCUGGACAUUGGACAUUCAUUAUUUGGCCAUUAGCUAUCUGCGUGAUAGGGAGUUUUGUAAUAUGUAAGGGGGUGAUGUGGCGUAGUGACAGUGACAUUUACGCCACGUGACAUUGGAAACCAUGUGCUAGAGAGAGUCUGCCAUCUUGUCAAUAGAAUUGUUGUGUUCCUACAAUAUUUUGUGUUUUCUUCUCUUGCGAAGCUACUACAUGGGGGUGAAAGAGGAUGAUGAUUCACCAGUUACAAAUACUCCUCAGUAGGAAGGAACUAGAGAGUGUAUUAUUCAGGCCGAAUAUGAAAUUGUUUUCUCUCACCUGGAGGCAUUCUUAUCGUGUGAGGACCGAUUAAAAGUUCUUCAGAGCACAAUCUAUAUAUAAGCCGUCAAAGCAGUGAUUUUAGAUGAGGCGCAUUGCGUCCUUGAAUGGUGAGCAAAUGCAUUUAAAAAAGCUAAAAGUACUCUAAUCCAUUACAUGACACUUUUUCAGAAAUGUUGUAAUGUAGCCAGUUUAGAUCCUUGUGUCCUGUAUUUUUUUAAAAGAAUACUGAUCAUGACAUGAGUAAUAAAUAGUUGUUUUUCUUAUUCUAUCACUGGGUUGAUAUCAAAAAUAUAUUCACUCUUGUCUUAUUUUACUGCAUCCAUAAUUGCAUUUCUAGUAAAUAGUAAGUGAUGGAUUGAAGACUCACCAUCAGUAAAAUGAUCAAAUUAUACCUUGACCUAUCUUGUCCUCAUGUAAUUAUUCAAGGCUUUUCCUCCCCUUUCUCCAAGGAGUUCUAAGAUUUGGGAGGAUAUGAUGCAAUUAGCCAUGUGGCGGUACUUUUGGCACUUCGAUCAAUAAUUAUUAUGAACUGUAUUAUAUCUUACUUUUCAAACAGGGGAGAUGACUUCAGGCCUGAUUAUGGGAAAUUAAGUGUACUUGCUGCCCUUUUCCCAAGUGCUCCCAUAGCAACCCUUACUGCAACAGCAACAACUGGUGAUAGACAGACUAUUUGUAACACACUUUGUCUGAAGAAUCCCAAGCCGUUAAUAGCAAAUCUCAACUGCCCAAAUGUCUUUUUUUGCCAAGGUAUUC